GGUAUAUUUAUUACAUUUACUUAAAAAUGGCAAAUCCAAAUGUUGAAAUUUUAUAUAAUCAGAUAUUUAUCAACAAUAAUUUUGUAAACUCAGUAAGUGGGAAAACAUUUCAGACUAUCAAUCCUGCAAAUAAAAACAAAAUUAUUGAUGUUGCCGAAGCAGAUAAAGAUGAUGUUGAUUUGGCAGUUAAUGCAGCAAAAACUGCAUUUCAGUCAGAUUCUGAGUGGCGUAAAAUGGACGCAUCUGCUCGAGGACAAUUGAUGUAUAAAUUAUCAGAAUUAAUUGAUAAACAUAAAAUUCAUUUGGCAAAUUUAGAGUCUUUAGAUAAUGGCAAACCGUUUAGCGACUCACUAUUGGAUAUACAAAUGGCUGUUUCAACUCUUCAAUAUUAUGCUGGAUUUGUUGAUAAAAUUCAUGGAAAGACUAUUCCAGCGGAUGGGCCAUAUUUUGCAUUCACUAAACGUCAACCUGUUGGAGUUGUUGGACAAAUUAUACCUUGGAAUUAUCCAAUUUUAAUGCUGGCAUGGAAAUGGGGACCAGCUCUUGCUACUGGGUGUACAAUUGUACUGAAACCAGCAGAACAAACUCCUCUCACUGCUCUACAUGUAGCUGCACUAUCAAAAGAAGCAGGAUUUCCUGAUGGAGUCAUUAACGUUGUACCUGGAUAUGGUCCGACUGCGGGUAAAGCUAUAGCUUGCCAUCAAGACAUAAAUAAAGUGGCAUUUACUGGAUCAACAGAAGUUGGAAAAUUAAUCAUGGAAGAAGCUGCCAAGUCAAAUUUAAAACGUGUAUCAUUAGAAUUAGGUGGUAAAAGUCCUUUAGUGAUAUUCGAUGAUUUUGAUGUUGACGAAGCUGCUAAGAUUGCUCAUGAUGCUAUAUUUGCCAACAUGGGUCAAAAUUGUUGUGCUGGUUCUAGAACAUUUGUUCAAGAAGGUAUCUAUGAAAAAUUUGUUGAAAAAGCUGCCUACUUAGCAUCCCAAAAGAAAGUUGGAGACCAAUUUGAUGUUGAUACACAAAUAGGACCUUUGGUGAACGAAGAGCAAUACAACAAAGUUUUGAGUAUGAUUGAAUCUGGUAAAGCGGAAGGAGCCAAAGUAGAAGCGGGUGGAUCAAAAGUAGGUGAUACUGGAUAUUUUGUGUAUCCCACUGUAUUCUCAAAUGUGACUGAUAAUAUGAAAAUUGCUAAAGAAGAAAUUUUUGGGCCAGUCCAGCAGAUUAUUAAAUUUAAAACUUUGGAUGAAGUGAUAAAACGUGCAAACGACACUAAAUAUGGAUUAGCUGCUGGAGUAUUAACUAACAAUUUAAAUUCUGCAAUGAAGUUUAUAGAUGAUGUUAAUGCUGGUUCAGUAUGGGUUAAUUGUUAUGAUGCUAUUAGUGUCCAAUGUCCAUUUGGAGGAUUUAAACAGUCCGGACAAGGAAGAGAAUUAGGAGAAGAUGGUCUAAAGGAAUACUUGGAAUUAAAAGCCGUCACAAUCAGAAAGAACAAUUUUUAAUACUAUUAAAAAGAGAACCGCACUGUUAUAUAAUAGAUGAUAAUAGAUGUACCUUGUCAUUGAGGAAUUGAAGAUAUAACACUUAAUAUGUCUGUAAAAUUUAAAUUCAAUAAUUUCAAUGGAUACGAUGAAUAAAGAUUCUAUGAGAAGACGUUCAAACAUUUUGGUAAUUAUGGUUACCAAACAGUUAUAAUAACAAUUUUUGCCUCUUGAAAUGUAUUUGCCUAUACAGAGCACACAUAGAACACCCUGCCAAUUUUUUUUUUAGUUUUUUAAACUUAAGCUAAUCUUUUUAUAUAUUAAUUAUCAACUAUCCCUGGUGUUUUUUGAAUAAACAUUCACUUAUAUGUUA
This is a messenger RNA of Rhopalosiphum maidis (corn leaf aphid), 1845 nucleotides long. Its product is annotated as retinal dehydrogenase 2-like. The coding region runs from base 27 to 1493 and encodes 488 amino acids. The transcript has 12 exons. The record is from RefSeq and is a predicted model, not a curated record. Lineage: Eukaryota; Metazoa; Arthropoda; Insecta; Hemiptera; Aphididae. Gene Ontology annotation, molecular function: aldehyde dehydrogenase (NAD+) activity.